UAUUGUAGACGGCCACUGUUCCUGGAUGCGGCUGCCUGCAGCAUUCAUGGAAGCCCAGUAUACAGCACUGCAAAGUGAGAUCCAGUUCUUUAAGGAGCACAUGAGAAGUUGCCGGCAGGCCUUUGAUAUUCAUACUCUUUACAAUGUGCUGCUGCUGCUUUCUAAAGAUGAUAGCAGAAGAGACAUUCAGAGCCUUGAGCAGCUGGAAAAGCUUGUUGAGUCCAGGGAAUGGGAUGGACAGGAGGUAGUGAAAAUUACAGCGGGCAACAAAAAGUGUGACAUUCCAAGCUACAUCUCCUGGUUUGUCUCUUAUGUGCACUACCUAGGCUCUUUAAAAGAGGCAUUUGACACCAAGGUUGUGUUUCCUUUAUGUGAGGAACUGUAUGUUAAUGAUGACCCACUUCCACUUGGCAUGUUACCGUCUGGAGGUAGGAAAGGACAUGCCACUGCCUCCGUUGCACAUACAGCCAAGCAGCUGUUUGCUAUGAGGAGGAAAUGGGCCUUGCUUCUGAAAGGGGGCAUGAUUGAUGGCCAAGUCUUCAGCUCUCAAAGCUUGCUUGAUCUGCAGGGCUUUGCCAACUUCCAUUCCUUCGUAAAGAUUAUAAGGCUAGUCCCUGACCUCUUUCACAAGAGCUUGGCUUCAGCAGACCUUGCCCAGCAGUGGGUGGAACUCCAUGCAAGCAAACACAGCUCCCAACAAGCAAGCUCAGAUCCAAACUCAAUCCAGACACGCUCUGACACAGGAAUGGAUGUAGGCAGCUUGGAACAUCCGCCUGGAUUAUCCCAGUACCCACAGGACUAUGAGGGAGGUUGGCCACAAUCCAAAGCUAGCAACUCCCAUUAUAGGGACACCUGUACCAGAGCCGCCAUUCAGGAAAGGAAUAAGCUGAAUGAAGUCCAUGGAGAUCUCAUGUUCCUACUCCAGAGGGAGGAACGUUCUUGGACACUGGAGGCAGAGGUCAGGAAGUUGCAGAGAAGCUGCCAGGAGCUUGCAAGCCUAAUGAAGAGAAGGGAAGAAGCUCCCAAGGAUCUGCCUCAGAGAGCAAAUGGACUAGACCCCGACUCCUCACACAGUUCGGGGAGUCUGGACACAUUGAGUUCUGGUCCUUGAGAAUAAAGAGAAUUAACAUAAAAUACGAUGGUCUUGGCAUCACAGGCUUUGUUGGAAGUGGUGAUGGGAAUCAGGCUGUCUGACUGCUUCUUCUAGAUGAAGGUAGACUUGCUUCUGUGUAUAUCACCUCAUGCCACUUCACUAGUGACUUCAUUAGCUAGACUACUGUAAUAUGUUCUACUGAGAGCUGUCAUUUGAUAACUGUAUGGAAGAUUCAGUUGAUGCACUUUUUAACAAUACUUUCUGUGUGUGGACUUCGAAAU
Eublepharis macularius is the source of this 1374-nucleotide messenger RNA. RefSeq lists its product as uncharacterized. Lineage: Eukaryota; Metazoa; Chordata; Lepidosauria; Squamata; Eublepharidae. The transcript has 3 exons. The coding region runs from base 26 to 1111 and encodes 361 amino acids. The record is from RefSeq and is a predicted model, not a curated record.